ACUUGCCAGGAGCUAUCAUUAGACAAGGCGGCACUGGAUUUUUUUUGACCCUGAAAAUGAACUUUAGGAGGAUUUUCCUAGUCAAGUGCUUGCUGGUUUUAUUUCCCGGUGUAAAAUGCUCCGUCACCAAGCGGAUUUACAUGGCAGUGAACGAGUCGGCUCUUCUCAGCGUCACCGGUGCUGGGGGCAUAUAUGAUGCAACAUGGCAGAGAGACCAAAAAAGGUUGCUUCAGAUAAAAGAUAACAUAGUUAAGUACUAUGUGACCAGGGACCAGUGCAGGUGUACGGUAUUCCUAAAUGGGACUCUGCAAAUAGAGCGGGUGGUGAAAGAGGACAGUGGGAAGUACACGGUGACUGUUUAUCAUCCUGAUGGAAAAUUGAAGGUAGAAGAAGAUACAAUGUUCAUCGUUCAGGAGCCUGUCCCUGUGCCAGUCAUCAGUGCUGAAUGCAUUAAUAAAACUGUCUCUGUCAAGUGUCAAGUGCAGCAGAAGAGUAAAGACGAAACAUUUAUAAUAGAACUGACUUACGACAAAGGCAAAAAAACCCAAAAGAAUGCAACAAAGUUGGAAUUGCAAACACGGUAUUCUGGGACGUUCAGAUGCACUGUUAGGAACGAAGUCAGCAAAAAAACGGCUGAAAAAGUAAUUAAGUGCUCAGGCCUGCCGGACCUUUAUCUCAUCUUAAGCAUAACAGGAGGCACAAUCUUCUUUGUCAUCUUCAUUAUUUUGCUUAUUUAUUGUAUCAGGAAGAAGAAAGCAGAAAGGCUUGAAGAUAAUGAUGAGGAGCGAAUGGCACAGGUUUGCCAGAUGGACAGUGAAAUGGCAGUGCGGGAGCUCCCUCGCCCACCGUGCAACCCUACCAUGAAGCAGCUUCGCGUGCAGCAGCGGCCGCUGCCGCAGCCCCAGGUGCAGCAGCAAGCGCUGCCCCCGCGGCCCAGGCCCCGCACUCAGCAGCAGACUCCAAACCACCCGAGAGAAAGACCCUGAACGUCUGCCCUGGGAGGGACGGUGGUCUCUCUGCUCCACCAUUCACUGGGAAAAGACAGUUUACAGUAGUCAGGCACCCUCUCGCCCAGCCUCGCGUUAACGCUCAGCUAUGAAACGGCAGCUUUCAUUGCAGAAAAUUAGAGAGAGCAUCAAACGGAGAUGAAGAGACCCAGUGGAGGAGAUUCAAGGUGACGGGCAUUCAUCCCUGCGGCCGUUUUUUCUUCAAGUAUCUCCAUGCUAAGGUAUGGAGCACUGAGCCUUGAAACCUGUGUCUUUCUGUGGUUCACUUGUUUUUACCCCACCUUGUUGUCUUUGUGCUUUUUGGAUGGAUUAUAUCAAGAGGCAGCUAAAGCUCUAGUGAGACAACAUGGGCCUGAGGAUCUUACAGGGUUUUGUCACGUCUCUUUCCUUUCUCCUGCCACACAUUGGGACAGCCCUCUGGCUUGAGCAUCAAAUGCAUGACCUCCUGCACCAAAAAAUAGUUGUAUGCAAUUAAAUGUUUGUCUGAAGU
This is a messenger RNA of Egretta garzetta (little egret), 1497 nucleotides long. RefSeq names its product CD2 molecule (gene CD2). Bases 57 to 986 code for a protein of 309 amino acids. The transcript is spliced from 5 exons. The record is from RefSeq and is a predicted model, not a curated record. Lineage: Eukaryota; Metazoa; Chordata; Aves; Pelecaniformes; Ardeidae.